AAAUCCGACUUUGCUGAACAUGGCGGCUGCUGUGGAGGUGGAGUUUAUUUGAACGUCACAUUCAUUUCAUCCAAUCCACGGUCUGAUAUCCUUCCCGCGCUCUGUUCUCGACCGAUCAGCGCUUCCCGCUCUGCGCUCUGGACCAAUCAGAGCUGCCGUUGCUCCGCCGCUCUCCAUAUAAGCUCGCUGUUGCCGCUCAGCCUCCACUUGUAGUCUACUGUUGGAGCAGAGAAGACAGAGGAAGCAGAAUGGCCAGAACCAAGCAGACCGCCCGAAAAUCCACCGGAGGAAAAGCCCCCAGGAAGCAGUUGGCCACCAAGGCUGCCCGCAAGAGCGCCCCGGCCACCGGCGGCGUCAAGAAGCCUCACCGUUACCGUCCCGGUACCGUGGCUCUGAGAGAGAUCCGUCGCUACCAGAAAUCCACGGAGCUGCUGAUCCGCAAGCUGCCCUUCCAGCGCCUCGUCAGAGAGAUCGCUCAGGACUUCAAAACCGACCUGCGCUUCCAGAGCUCCGCUGUCAUGGCUCUGCAGGAGGCCAGCGAGGCUUACCUGGUCGGUCUCUUCGAGGACACCAACCUGUGCGCCAUCCACGCCAAGAGGGUCACCAUCAUGCCCAAAGACAUCCAGCUGGCCCGCCGCAUCCGUGGAGAGAGAGCUUAGACCCACCACCCUCCCCUGACCCAAAACACCACGGCUCUUUUAAGAGCCACACCUGUUC
Molecule: messenger RNA, 717 nt
Organism: Amphiprion ocellaris (clown anemonefish)
Lineage: Eukaryota; Metazoa; Chordata; Actinopteri; Pomacentridae
Product: histone H3
Exons: 1
Coding region: 249-659 (136 amino acids)
Cellular component (GO): nucleosome
Molecular function (GO): protein heterodimerization activity; DNA binding; structural constituent of chromatin
Source: RefSeq, a predicted model, not a curated record